This is a messenger RNA of Myotis daubentonii (Daubenton's bat), 3736 nucleotides long. RefSeq names its product small nuclear ribonucleoprotein U11/U12 subunit 35 (gene SNRNP35). The record is from RefSeq and is a predicted model, not a curated record. Lineage: Eukaryota; Metazoa; Chordata; Mammalia; Chiroptera; Vespertilionidae. Gene Ontology annotation, molecular function: snRNA binding; mRNA binding. Gene Ontology annotation, biological process: mRNA splicing, via spliceosome. Gene Ontology annotation, cellular component: precatalytic spliceosome; U12-type spliceosomal complex.
UUUGAAAAAGCCCUUAUCUUGUAGUGACGCAGAUGGGUGAUGUAAAUGUCUAGAAUUUGCUUCAGAAUCAUCGGGGAGUGGUGAUGUGAGUGGAAGCAUAGAGCAAACAAGACCAGCCCCAUGUUGGUCAUAGUAAAAGCCAGGCAAGGAAUUCGUGGAAAGUUAUGCCAUGCUCUACAUUGGUAUGUUUGGAAUUCUUGGUAGUAGAGUUAAAAAAAAUUUUUUAAAUGUUUUUAUUGAUUUUAGAGAGAGAAGAAGAGAGAGGGAGUAACAUCCAGGUGAGAGAAAAACAUCUAGCAGCUGUCUCCUGCACACCCCUGAGGGGUAAAUUGAACCAGUGACCUCUCAGUGCAUGUUUUGAUGCUCAACCAACUGAGCCACACUGGCCAGGGCCUUGGUGGUGAAGUUUUUUUAAAAUGACAUUUCUGUAGCAGUUCCCAGGCUGGUUUUCCUGACCAUUUUAAAGUCUCUAAAAGGUGAGCCUGGCUUUUGAUCCUCGGUUUCGAUUCAUUCUCCACAUUACAGUUAGUUCCUGGAGUUAGUACGUUCCCUGUGGUGGUUAAGCUGGAGGAUAAUACGUAUCUCAAACUCAGAACAUGAAUGAUUGGAUGCCCAUCGCCAAGGAGUAUGACCCCCUUAAAGCGGGCAGCAUCGACGGUACGGAUGAGGACCCCCACGACCGCGCCGUCUGGAGGGCAAUGCUGGCGCAGUACACCCCCAACAAAGGCGUCACGGGGGACCCCCUCCUCACCCUGUUUGUGGCCAGACUAAACUUGCAGACCAAAGAGGAGAAGUUAAAGGAGGUGUUUUCCCGCUACGGGGACAUCCGGCGGCUUCGGCUGGUGCGGGACCUGGUCACGGGCUUCUCCAAGGGCUAUGCUUUCAUCGAGUACAAGGAGGAGCGCUCCCUGCUCAGAGCCUACCGGGACGCUGACGGCCUGGUCAUCGACCAGCACGAGAUAUUCGUGGACUACGAACUGGAAAGGACUCUCAAAGGGUGGAUCCCUCGGCGGCUGGGAGGAGGCCUGGGGGGGAAAAAGGAAUCUGGGCAGCUGAGAUUUGGGGGGCGGGAUCGGCCUUUCCGAAAACCCAUUAAUUUGCCCGUUAUUAAAAGCGAUCAGUAUAGAGAGGGAAAAAGGGAGAAGAGGGAGCGCUCCCGAUCCCGAGAAAGACACUGGGAGUCGAGGACCAGGGAGCGAGACCAUGACCGGGGCAGGGAGAAGAGGCGGCAGGAAAGAGAGCCAGCCAGGGCGUGGCCUGGGAAUGACUGGGAGAGAGAGAGGGAUUUCAGAGACGACCGGGCCAAGGGGAGGGAGAGGAGGGACAGGAGUAAGUAGAGGCUCAGCGCCUCCGCCAGCAGAGCCCAAAAGAAGGUAGAACAGAAGUAAAAGCACAGAGAGGUCUGCGUUGCCUUUAUACAAAGGGUAACCAGUGCUGAAUGAAGCUCCCUGAUGAUGCUCUGGCUCAGGUGGCACAGUCAGUUGGGCGUCGUCCGUGCACUGAAAGGUGCUGGUUCGAAUCCUGGUCAGGCCACAUGCCUGGAGUGAUCGAUGUUUCUCUUUCUCUCUCCCUCCCUUCCUCUCUAAAAAAUCAAUUAAAAAAUAUUUAAGAACAAACAAACUUACUGAUGAUAAGGCAGUUUGGGCAAGUUUCCUUUCUAAUCUGAAACCCAGGUUCAAGCUGAACACACUGAUGUCAUGAAUGUCCCUUCAUCUUAGAGUUCUGAGGGCACGUUAUCUAAUAAGCUCUGAGAAAUAACUUUGUACCGAAGGAUGUGUGCAAGGAGCCACUGGUCUUUCGUUCAGCAAUAGGGGAUUGGUUUUGAGAAUUUAUUUUCUCCCAUCUAUUAGAAAUGACCAUUUGAGGGCCUGGCAAAAAGAGGCGAUGGCCCAAAAUCAUUUGUAUUGACCUGUGACUCCUGGGAACCCAGAUCCGGUCAGAAUAUGUUGUAAUUUUUCCAUCCUUAUGUCUAUAGUACAAGGAAUUGCUGAAUUGAAAUAAAAAUGGGAUAGAAAAGUGAAUCUUAGGAAAAUUUCCAGAGACUUAAUACUACAUCACUCCUUCCUGCCAAAACAACCCAGCAGCCCUUGGCCCCUGGCCCCAGUCCCUGUGUCCUUUUCACUGAAUGUGGUAAAAGUCUCAACAAUGACAAGCAAAAAUUCCCCACCCCCUCUAGUCAGAGUGGAGGAAGACCUGGGGGGUCAUCACCCCUGCUGGUGACCCCCGCCCGGCUGUACCUGAAGGUGUCCUCAGGCAAGCCCUGGGGUCUCCACCGACAAUGAGGAGGUCUCCUAGGCUCUUGAGGAAGAAGAGCAGAGAGGUCAGAGGCCCGCUGGGGCACAGGCCGUCGGCCAGAAAUAGGGGCCAGGCCUAUGGGCCACCCAGAAGCCACCUGGGGAGGCAGGAGAGACUGGGCCAGACCCAAACCUGUAGACUGUACAACCCCAAACAUGAACCCUGAUGUGCACUAUAGACUUUGGGUGACAGCGAUAUGUAGGUUCAUUGAUUGUAACAAAUGUCCCACUCUGCUGGGAGAUGUUGAUAAAUGGGGGAGGCGCUGUUGUGGGGGAGGGGGCUUGUAGGAGGCAUAUGGGAAAUCUCUGUACCUUUCAAAUUUGCUGUGAACUUAAAACUGCUCUAAAAAAUGAAAUCUUAAAAAAAUAUAUAAUAGACAAAAUAUUUGAACAGAUUCUUCACAAGGGAAGAUAGAUGAGUGGCCACACUGAGCAGAUGAAAAGAUGCUCCACGUUGUGAGUCAUCAGGGAAAUACCGCAAUUAAACCACCAUGAGACACCGUUGUGCAUUCACUGGAAUGACUGAAUCAAAACGAUUGCCAGUACCAAGUGCUGAUAAGGAUUUGGAAUUCUCACACGUUGCUAGUGGGAAUGUCAAACAGUAUAAUCACUUUGAAAACGUUUUUCCUACAGCUAAACAUACCUUCAUUAUUGUGUGUGUGGGUGUCUUAAUCCUCACCCAAGGACAUGCUUAUAGAGAGGAAGGAAGGCGGGCGGGGGGGCGGGGGGGCAGUGAGAGAGAGAGAACGUCGAUCGGUUGCCUUUUGUAUGUGCCCCAACCAGUGAUUGAACCUGAAACCCAGGUAUGUGCCCUGACUGGGAAUCGAACCAGCAACCUUUCAGUGCACAGGACAGCAGCCAACCUACUGAGUCACUCUGGCCGGGCAGCCUUCAUUAUUAGACUCAGCAAUUUAUUUACCCACAAGAAAUGAAAACAUUGUCUACACAACAGCCUGUGCAGGAAUGUUCACAGCAGUUUUAUUCAUGAUGGCCAAGAAUCAGAAACAGCUCAAAGGUCCACCAGCAGGUAAAUGGAUAAGCAAAUUGUGUCCUAUCCAUACAGUGGAAUACUACUCAGAAAUACAAAGGAGUAUAUAUUAAUUAAUACAUGCAACAACCUGCAUGAAUUUUUAAAACUUUAUCGGGAGCAAAGCCAGGCACAAAUGCAUACAUACAGCAUGGAUUUAUGUCAAAUUUGAUAUAUAAGAGGCCAAUCUGGACUGUAGUGACAGAAAACAGGUCAGUGGUUGCUUGGGACUGGGAAGGGGUGGGCUGUUGAUUGCAAAGGGAGAUUUGGGGGUGAUGUGAAUGUUCUACCUUGAUCGCAGUGUUUGGUAGUUUCAUGGGUGGAUAAAUCUGUCAAAACUCAUCACAUGUAUACUCACUGUGGAUACAUUUUAUUCUACGCAAAUUAUACCUCAAUAAAGUUGAUUUUAAUUUUA